AUGAGAAUUCCCCAUGUUCCCUUCCUUUCCUUCAUAUUCUGUUGCUGCUUCUGGAUACACCACACUGUUUACUUCACCGGGGUUUCUGCCCAAAUGGUUGAGGAUCAACAACAAUCUUUGCUCCAACUGAAGAACAGCCUCAAAUUCAAGCAAGAAAAAUCUCACAAACUUGUGUUCUGGAAUUCAAGCAUAGAUUGCUGCCAGUGGAGGGGUGUUACCUGUGAUAAGGAGGGACAUGUUAUUGGCCUUGACCUGGGCGGAGAAUCAAUCAAUGGUGGAUUUGAAAAUUCAAGUAGUCUUUUCAAUCUGCAAAGUCUCCAGACACUGAAUUUGUCUGCUAAUAACUUCAGUUCUAACAUACCAUCCGGAUUCAGCAAGUUGAAGAACUUAACAUAUCUCAAUUUGUCUCAUGCUGGCUUUGUGGGGCUCAUUCCAUUGGAGAUGUCUUCCCUCACAAGGUUGGUAACGCUUGAUAUCUCUUCUCUUUCCUUUUUAUAUGGGCAACCGCUGAAACUUGAAAAGUUAGAUCUAAUUCUUGUAAGAAACUUCACCAUGAUUAGACAAUUGUUUAUGGAUGGUGUAAGUAUAUCAGCUCGGGGAAAUGAAUGGUGUAAUGCUUUGUUGCAGCUACAUAGCCUGCAGGAGCUCAGCAUGUCAAACUGCAAUCUCUCAGGACCCCUUGAUCCCUCCCUCAUACGACUUCACAACCUAUCAAUCAUUCGUCUUGGUCAAAACAAUUUAUCAUCCCCCGUGCCAGAAACCUUUGCUAAUUUUUCAAAACUAACAACCCUUCACCUUAGUUCUUGUGAAUUGACAGGAAUAUUUCCGGAGAAGAUCUUUCAGGUAGCAACAUUGUCCGAAAUAGACUUAUCAUUUAAUCCUUAUCUUAAUGGAUCCUUGCCUGAAUUACCUCUGAAUGGUCCUCUUCAGACACUGAUUGUAAGUGGCACAGGUUUCUCAGGAUCAAUACCAGCUUCUGUAAAUAAUCUUUGGCAGUUAUCCAUUAUAGAUCUUUCUCAUUGUCAUUUUAAUGGAAGACUACCCAGUUCAAUUUCAAGACUCAGGGAACUCACUUAUCUGGAUUUGUCAUUUAAUAACUUCACCGGUCCGAUUCCAUCCUUGAAUAUGUCCUUGAAUCUUAUACAUUUAGACCUCUCACACAAUUAUUUCACAGGUUCAAUCGCAUCUAUUCAUUUGGACGGCCUAAAAUAUCUGCUCCAAAUUGAUUUGCAGGACAAUUUCUUCAAUGGAAGUCUCCCAUCCACUCUUUUUUUUCUCCCAUUGCUACGAAGUAUACUACUUUCGAACAACAAUUUUCAGGGUCAGUUGAAUCAUGUUUCGAAUAUCUCUCACUCCAUGUUAGAGAUCCUUGAUUUAAGUUGUAACGAUUUAGAAGGGCCCAUUCCUACAUAUAUUUUUUAUCUCAGAUCACUGAGUGUCCUCAAAUUAUCUUCAAACAAUUUAAAUGGCACAUUGAAGUUAGAUUUAAUUCAGAGACUUGAAAAUCUAACUACUUUAGCUCUUUCGCACAACAACUUUUCAAUAGACACAAAUCUUAGUGAUGUAGGCUUUAUGUCUUCCUUCCACAAAAUGAGGAUAGUUGAGUUGGCUUCCUGCUCUCUAAUAGAAGUCCCAACUUUCUUGAGAAACCAAUCCAAUAUAACGACUAUAGACCUGUCAAGCAACCAUAUUCGAGGAUCUAUACCAACAUGGAUAUGGAAACUUGAAUCUCUUCUUCAAUUAAAUCUUUCUGACAAUUUUCUCAGCAGUUUUGAAGGAUCUAUGCAGAACACUAGUUCCAAUUUGAGGAUCCUUGACCUUCAUGCAAACCAACUUCAAGGGAAGCUUCCAAAAUUUCCAGUGCAUGCCACUUAUUUGGACUAUUCAAGCAAUAAUUUCAGUUUCAGUAUUCCAUCAGAUGUUGCUAGUAUGCCGCCCUUAAUUUUUCUGUCUCUGUCCAAAAAUAGUUUAUCCGGGAGUAUUCCGCAAUUCCUGUGCAAUAGUUCAAGUCUGCUAGUUCUGGAUGUUUCUUAUAAUAACUUCGACUGGAAAAUUCCGGAGUGCUUAACACAGAGUGAGACACUUGUGGUGUUGAAUCUGCAACAUAACAAGUUUAAAGGCAGCAUUCCAGAUAAAUUUUCAGUGUCUUGUGCUCUAAGGACUUUGGAUCUGAAUAGUAAUCAAUUGAGGGGCCCAAUUCCAAAAUCUAUUGCAAAUUGCACAUCAUUAGAGGUGUUGGAUCUUGGAAACAAUCAGGUAGAUGAUGGAUUUCCAUGCUUCCUAAAGAAAAUAUCUACACUCCGCGUCCUGGUUUUGAGGGGAAACGAAUUUCAUGGUCACAUUGAAUGUUCUGAUACCAGUGAUUUCUGGCAUAUGCUUCAAAUUGUUGAUGUGGCUUUCAACAAUUUCAGAGGUUUACUUCCAGCAAAAUGCUUCAAAACUUGGAAGGCGGUGAUGCUUGAUGAGGAUCAUGAUGUAUCAAAUGUCAAUCACAUUGGAUCUAAUAUCCUUACAUUUGGUGGCAUCUAUUAUCACGAUUCUGUAACUCUUACAAUUAAAGGUGUGCAGUUGGAGUUUGUUAAAGUUCUGAAUCUCGUCACAUCUGUUGACUUCUCCUCCAACAACUUUGAUGGAUCAAUACCGGAAGACCUUAUGCAUUUUACUGGACUUUAUGCGCUCAAUUUGUCACAUAAUGGUUUAACAGGCCAAAUCCCUUCAUCUAUAGGGAAUUUAAAACGGCUUGAGUCAUUGGACCUGUCAAGCAACUAUCUUGGUGGUGAGAUUCCCACACAGCUUGGAGUUUUAAAUUUCCUCUCAUACCUGAAUCUUUCAUUUAAUCGUCUGGUGGGAAGAAUCCCUGUAGGUAACCAACUUCAAACAUUUGAUGCAUCUUCCUUUGCUGGUAAUGCAGAAUUAUGUGUAAGGCCUUUGAAAACGUGUCCUGAUAAUUCAGAAUCUAAAGUAUAUGCAGAUUCUGGUAUUAAAUUUGACUGGAGUUUUGUAUCAAUUGGAGUGGGUUUUGGGGUUGGAGCAGGAAUGGUGGUGGCUCCAUCAUUGUUCUGGAAGAGACUGAACAAAUGGAGCAACCAUAAAAUUGAUAAAGCUCUCCUCGUCAUUCUUCCAGUGUUGGGUAUGACUUGGAUACCCAUUCAUGAUGAUGAUGAGGAUGAAACAGAGGAAGAUGCUAAGGAAAAUAACUCAGACAUGGAAGAGGAGUGUGAUUACAAUGAGAUGCAAAAUAAUUUGGUUCAUCAAACGUUUCGAGGGCGGUACUGUGCCUUGUGUUCCAAGCUUCAUAUCAGUAAGAAGAAGGUAAUUCAUGAUCCAAGGUGUACAUGUUACCCCUCACCUCUCAUUUCAACAUCAACCAAUCCAGAUUCAUAUUCUUCUCAUUCACAUUCAUGUUGA
Messenger RNA from Sphenostylis stenocarpa, 3408 nucleotides. NCBI's taxonomy places the organism in Eukaryota, Viridiplantae, Streptophyta, Magnoliopsida, Fabales, Fabaceae. The record is from the annotation of a GenBank genome assembly.